This is a messenger RNA of Prunus avium (sweet cherry), 2598 nucleotides long. RefSeq lists its product as uncharacterized. The record is from RefSeq and is a predicted model, not a curated record. Lineage: Eukaryota; Viridiplantae; Streptophyta; Magnoliopsida; Rosales; Rosaceae.
UAUAGAGGGGUCCUGGGGAUGAGACUUUGAGGAGACAAACCCCUCUGUGCCCCCAAAUUUGUCAGGAGAGAGAAAAACAACCCAAAACAUCAACGCCAAAAUCAACAACAACAAAACCUUUCGGAAGGGAAAAAAAGAAAAAGAAAAAGGAAAAACAGAGAGAAGCAAAAAAACAGUAGAGAGGAGGAGAUAGUAAAAUAGUAUUGUGCCUCUUCUUCUUCAAUCAAUCCCAUGAAUCCUCACAAGACAGAAGAUCUCUUCCACCAUCAUUUCCAUCACCACCAUCACCACCAUGAUCUGGGCCCACCACCUUCCCAGAUCAUGCAAUCUCCGCCGUCCAUUUCCCUCAACCCCGACGACGUCGUCCUCGACGACCCCGUCUUCCCCCCUCUCCCCGAAAUCGAACUCUUCCGCUCAUCCUCCUCCUCCCCUUCUCACUCCUCCGACGAAAACGACGACGUCCCAAACCCUAACCCCAACCGCCCCGACCCCAACUCCGACCCGAAAUCCCAACCCUUUUACAUCUCCCCGGAGCCCCACAUCUCGACCCAGUUCUACACCUUCAACCCGGAGUCCCAUUCCCUCAUGAUCAAGUGCCUUCUCGAGGCCCGCCUCGCCACCCCGGCCGAGAUCCGGGCCGCCACGCCCCGACCUGUUCUCAAGUCCUGGAGGGUCGUCUGGAAGGACCGCAACGAGGACACCGCUUACGUCACCGCAUGGAAGCGCAUCCAGGACAAGCUCGCCGCCCAUGUCGACCAAAACGGUAACGAAUUCUUGUGUUUCAAGAACAACAACCAGCAAUUCGUUUCGCACAUUAAUCAGUGGCAGGACAUUGUUAUGAGUUUUCAUAGCGACACUGACUUGAAACACUUGGCGUUGAAGGAAACCAUUGAUAGGAUUAAGCAGGUUUGGACUGUAGGUGCUAAGUUUUAUGGCAUUCCUGAGAGUUACAUUAGGGUUUGUGUUGCUGCUUGCCCUGUGUGCUCCUCGGAGAAUUCGGGCCUCUCCGGGAGGAGCAAAAGGCGGCGUUUUGAGUAUACUGAGUCCUUUGAUGUGCCUGCUAAAGAGGUGCCCACUAGGCUUCAGCAAUUGGCUGCUAAGCAUAAGGUGGUGUUGUGUAUAAGGCAGAAGUAUAUUAGGUAUAAGCCCUUUAUGGCUGAGGUUAAGGACUAUGCUUGUCAUAGGGCAGGGGAGCCUGCAGCUAAGAAGUCAAAGAUUUUGAAGAGGGAGCCCUAUGCUUCUAAAAGGUGUGGCUGCGGCUUUCGAAUUAGGGCCAUUGUUCCAAUUGCGAAUUACAAUGAGAAGGACAAGACUUUUGUGUAUCAGGAAGAGGGGAUGGCGGUGUUUAAGCUGUAUGCUGUGCACUCGGGGCAUGAGCCAGGUCCGUUGGAUGGGAAUGCAAGGAUUAUGCAUCGGGUUGUGGGGCACAAAGGUGGGCUUUUGAUGGAUCAGGAUACUGUUUACGGUGUGAGUGAGGAAUUGGACAAUGAUGGGUUUGGGCUGUUGGGGAAGGAUGAAGGGGACAUGCAGUUUUUGGUUUUGCAGCAGGUGCAGGAAUUGAGAGCUGAAGUUGGGCAGUUGGAAGAGAAAAUUGUGAAAUUGCCGCAAGAGCUUUUGGGUUCAGUGUCUCGAGAUUUGUUUGAUCUUGUGAAUAAAGUUAGACAAAUAGGAGAGGAGAGUUCAAAGCCAAUGGAUUUGCUACCAGACAAGACGCUUGCAGAUGAUAUUUUGGUCGGGGAUAAUGAUUUGGCACAUUGGAGUGAUCACCAUCACGAACGUUUAUAUGGAGAUGGCAAGGACGCUGAUUUGAUCGAGGAUGAUGAAGACAGUUUUGGGCGAACUCUUGGGGAUGCUGUCCCCUGGGAACAGCUGAGGGCAGACUGUAGGAGUCCGAAGGAUCUGAUAGGUGACCCUUGCAAGCCAGAAAAGUGGUUGAGAUGCAGUGACUUUGAUGAGAAGAGCAUCCUUAAUUGCGAGGAUACUAAACUAACCAAGUCCUUAAGACAUGAUGAGGGUAUAGCAGGAGAUGUAGGUCUUGUUGGUAUACAGGUUGAUAGCUUCUAUCAAGGGAGUUCUAAAUGGUUUGAUUCUCCUUGUGGAUUGGACCCAGGUGCAGAUUGUGGGGAUAGUGCAUUCAGGAACGGGGAGAUUGUUUAGUCUCUUGAAGAGCUGGUUAAGCCUUUCUAACAUAGUUAUGGGUGUAUAUUGUCCCUUUCUCAAGCCGGAAGUGGGUUGUACAUGUAUGUAUACAGAAGAUUGGAGCCUCAGACAGACUUGUAGGUUCCUUUACCUCGUGUUGCUUGUAAAGUAUAGCCAAUUGGGCUUCUCUGCACAUAACUUAUUCAGAACUAUUUGUUAACCAUGUUCUGGGCAUUCAGAAUUUUCAGAGUGGUUCGUUUUUACAAUGCAUAUCGGCUUUUAUUGAAAUUUCUCUAUACCCAGUGUAAUCGUUUUUCAACUUCUGUUAUAGGAUUUUUUGCUUUUUGCAGUGUGCCUUGGCUUUCUCUUUUUUAGUGCUUCUUUAUAGUCCCCUAAAUUCUGAAAGAACUCUACAUACUGCACCUGUAUGUUCACGCAUUUAAACACUCUCACUUUGUG